AUGACAGAAAAUAGGAGAAGAAAAACAAAGAUGGGGGAAGUUUUUGGUCAGGUCAAGCAAAUCUUUUGUCAAUCAUGUUUAAAUAGGGAAAAGCAAACCAUUGCUAAAAAGUUUUGUCAAACGUGUAAUGAAUUCCAGUGUAAUGAGUGUUCGAAUGUGCAUAAUGUGCUCCUAUUCUUGAAAAAUCAUAAAUUGGUGGAUGCGGAAGAAGCUAAUGCUUCAAGACUAUUGCUUGAUAUGAAAGGAUUUGAUCGAUGUGAUCAACAUAAAAAACCAUUAGAAUUCUAUUGUGAUGAUGACAACACGCUUUGUUGUAGUACUUGCGCCAUUUUGGAUCAUCGUAAAUGUCACAUCGUUGUAGAAAUUGAACAGAUUGCCGAGGAAAUGACGACACUAAGUUCCAGACUGGAGGAAAAAUUGCAGAAAACAAAAGAAAAAGCUGAGAGUAUUGCUAGACAUAUUCUCUCUGCAAAAGAUCAACUUGCUCAAGACGUUAAUGACUUACUAGUCAAGAUUGGGGGAAUGCGAGAUGAGGUUAUGAAACUGUUCGACAAUUUGGAAUUAUUUGUCGUCAAUAGAGCUGAAAGUCUUCAAGAAAAAACAUUAAUUAAACUGACAGAGAAGCAAUCACAAAACGAAAAUUAUUUAGCUUAUGUAACAGAGUGUCUAGAAAGGAUUGACAGCAUUAACAAAAAUGGAAAUCAUGUGCAGAAAUUUAUUGUAGAACAGAAAAUGGAAAAUGAAGUCAAUAUUCUAUGCAGAAACGUAAGAGAGGAAUAUCAAAACUUACAGACGGUGUCCAUUUCUUUUGAUUUUGACAAAACAUUAAGGCUACCGCCACUACCAGUCGAUACUUAUGUUCCUGGACAACUACUAUUAAAGUCUUAUCAACGGGAUGAUUCAGGUUCUGACGAUACGGCGAUAUCAUUAACUCUAGUUUCUUCCAUUGAUUUGAAAGCACCGGAGGAUGAUAUUUAUGAACCACUAUAUUCCGGAAUAGAUUUUCUCUUCGAUGGUAGACUGGUUGCUGUGGAUAAUUCAAACAACAAAUGUUUAGUGUACAACCAGAAGCUUGAGGAAGUAGGAAUAUUUGAUCUAACUAACCGACCACAGUCUGUUGUAGCUGUAUCCGAUGAAGUAGUAGCAAUAACAAGUGGUGACAAAUACGAAAUAGAGUUCUUACAUAUAACUAAGUCUAACAAAAUAACAUCAUGUAAAAGAUGUAAAGUGCAAACAAAAUAUGACUCCAUAUGUUUAAAAGACGAUAGGCAAUAUGUCGUAGGGACUAUUGGUCACAAAAGACAUGCUCGUAUUGUAUCAUUAACUUGCGAAGAGUAUGACUUAGGUAUAGACUUUGAAAAUAAGAUAUUUCCUAUAGACUCAAGCUAUUGUACUUACAUUAGUAACAGUGACAAAGUUGUGCUUACGGACAGAGAUGAGCAUACUGUCUUCAUAUAUGAUAUCGAAACAAAUACAAGCGUGCCUGUGAUUGAUGAUAGGAUACAGGAACCAUGCGGGGCAGCAGUUGGUCCUGCUGAUACAAUCCUUGUUUGUAGUCAUAACACAAAUGCCAUUGUACAGGUCUCCCAAACGGGUCGGAUCUUGUCAUCACACGAUAUGGAUAUUGAUUUACCAUAUAGAGCAUGUGUGUCACACGACAAAUCAUUUCUUGCUGUCACAAAUACUUGUGUUGGAAACAAAAAACUACAGAAAUUCAAAAUUUCAUAA
This is a messenger RNA of Ruditapes philippinarum (Manila clam), 1728 nucleotides long. RefSeq lists its product as uncharacterized. The coding region runs from base 1 to 1728 and encodes 575 amino acids. The record is from RefSeq and is a predicted model, not a curated record. Gene Ontology annotation, molecular function: zinc ion binding; ubiquitin-protein transferase activity. Lineage: Eukaryota; Metazoa; Mollusca; Bivalvia; Venerida; Veneridae. The transcript has a single exon. Gene Ontology annotation, biological process: positive regulation of DNA-templated transcription. Gene Ontology annotation, cellular component: nucleoplasm; chromatin.